AUGAUCGGUCAACCAUUUGGUUCAAAACUUCUCUCUCGAAAGAAAAAUGCACGUGGUUAUUUAAUUCUCUUAGCACCAACUCCAGAACUUUGGAGUCGAGCACUGCGUCAUCGUACUCAAAUUGUUUUUACACUUGAUGCAAGUGCCAUCAUGUUUGCUGCUGCUUUGCACUCGGGCUCACGUGUCAUCGAAUCUGGAACAGGUAGUGGCGCCCUCACGACAAGUUUUGCACGAACAGUAGCACCUGAUGGUCAUGUCUAUACCUUUGAGUUCAAUGCGCAUCGAGCAGAAAUUGCGCGUCAAGAAUUUAAGCGCAACAAUCUUGAGAACGUUAUCACGGUGCAAUGCAGAGACGCGUGUGCGCAAGGAUUCCCUAUGGAGCUGAAGGGUUCAAUCGAUAUGGUAUUUUUAGACUUGCCUAGUCCCUGGAUGGCUGUUGGUCAUGCGGCGAAGAUGUUGAAGCAGGGAGGAUUCUUUGCGUCCUACUCGCCAUGCAUUGAGCAGGUUCAGAAAACGUGUGAUGCUCUUAAAAGCGCUAAUUUUGAGUUAAUUCGUACAAUUGAGACGAGGCUGGUGCCGUACAAUUCGCGACGAAUUGAUCUUCCCGUGCCGGACUUUGGAUUCGACAUGAGUAAAGACACUAAAGAGGAAAAAGAACUGGAGCGGAAGAAAAACGGCGGAUGCAAGCGCAAAUAUAUCCCUGGUGGUGUCGGAGAUCACAUUGUGGCCAAGAAGGAUGAUGAGAUUCGCGGACAUACUGCAUACCUUACGUUUGCUACCAAGUUUUUCGAAUAA
Peronospora belbahrii is the source of this 795-nucleotide messenger RNA. NCBI's taxonomy places the organism in Eukaryota, Oomycota, Peronosporomycetes, Peronosporales, Peronosporaceae. The record is from the annotation of a GenBank genome assembly.